CUUUCGUGGGAUUGUAAAGAGAACCCCAUGUUCUUGUUCUUCUCUUGAGCUCGUUGAUGCAGAGGUUUAAGCUUUUAUCUUUUCCUUAUUCUGGGAAGGAACUUGCAAAUUUCAAGAAUUUCUGCACUUGGAAGUGAUUAGUUCCCAUCAAGAAGUUACUUGAAGCCACGGAUUGUCUUGGGUAGUCGCCGAUUCGCCAUCUUUCUCGGAACUCCCCAACCAAAUCGUGUUUCGCAAGAUGGUGCAGCUACACUCCGAUUCUGAUGUCACGAGUCUAGACCCAUCCUCUCCAAGAUCCCCAAAGCGCGCAGUUUACUACUACCAAAGCCCUUCAAGAGAGUCCAAUGAUGGGGAUAAAUCGUCCGUGGUGCAUGCUACCCCUGCAUAUAACAGCCCCAUGGAGUCUCCUUCUCAUCCCUGCCAUUCUCGGGGCUCUUCGGAGAGCCGGUUUUCAGGGCCGUUUCGGUCCUCUUAUUGGACCAAAGGGAGUAAUGGGAGGAAGAGGAAUGAGAAGGGUUGGCCUGAGUGUGACGUGAUCCAGGAGGAAGGUGAUUAUAGGGAUGUGUUUGGGGAUAAUGGGCUUUCAAGAAGGUUUCAGGUUCUGAUGGGCGUUCUUGGAUUUGUGGUGAUUUUUAGUGUUUUUUGCUUGAUCAUUUGGAGUGCUAGCAGGCCUUACAAAGCUCAGAUCGGUGUUAAGAGCCUCACAGUGCAUAACUUCUAUGUUGGGGAAGGAUCAGAUUCAACCGGAGUCCCGACUAAGAUGGUGACAAUGAAUUGUUCAAUGAGGAUGACCGUGUAUAAUGAGGCCACAUUUUUUGGCAUUCAUGUCACCUCUACACCUGUCAAUGUUAUGUUCUCGAAGAUAGCAAUUGCAACCGGUCAGCUUAGGAAGUACUAUCAACCAAGAAAGAGCCAUAGGACAGUGGCCGUGGUCCUUGAAGGGGAUAAAGUUCCGCUUUAUGGAGCUGGGGCGAGUCUAACCAUUUCUGAUGGCAACGGAGAAGUUCCGUUGACCUUAGUAUUUGAAGUCCGGUCGCAAGGGAACGUGGUAGGAAAGCUUGUCAGGUCAAAGCAUCGAAAGCGUAUAUCUUGCUCUCUUGUUGUGAACCCUCAUAGCAACAGAAUCAUCAAGUUUAAGGAGGAUUCAUGUACGUAUGACUGAUCAGUCUAGAUCAAACCACAAUUCCUUAAGGGAAGGGCUCGGUGUGACAGUGAGGGAACUCAUUCUAGCUAUCAGCUUUGCUUGCUUUCGGUUAUCUGUUUUAACUUGUCCUUUUAGAGGUAAAAAAACAAAGUGUUCUACAGAUACAUAGCUUCCAAUGGGAGUGAGAAAUGUGCCGGUGCUUAAUUUGUAUUGUAAAGCAGAAAAUGCUGUAUCAGGGGUCGAAUGUGUUUGGAAUAUAAGCAUUGAAGA
Rhodamnia argentea is the source of this 1414-nucleotide messenger RNA. RefSeq lists its product as uncharacterized. The record is from RefSeq and is a predicted model, not a curated record. The coding region runs from base 239 to 1162 and encodes 307 amino acids. The transcript is spliced from 3 exons. Lineage: Eukaryota; Viridiplantae; Streptophyta; Magnoliopsida; Myrtales; Myrtaceae.